AUGGGAGGGCAAUUAAGAUUAGCAUUUAGUGUUAAUAUGCCUCCCAAUUGCCCAAAUUUAGAAGCACGAGAGGAUGAUGAAUGGAUUGAGGAGCCCGUGGCCUAUGACACAGAUGUAGAAUAUGAUUAUUCUACAAUAAAAGAAGAUGUGACAUAUAAGAAGUUGCUUGAAGCUUCUGAGGAUAACUUAUUCGAGGGGUGUAUCAAUUUUUCAAAGUUAUCUUUUCUGUUACACUUGUUUCACUUGAAGUGUAUGAAUCACUGGUCCAUAGAAUCUUUCAAUAUGCUGUUGAAGCUAAGUCUAGAUGAAUUUCCUCAAAUACUUGAUUUUCCCUCUUCUUAUUAUUACAGUAAGAAAAUGAUAAAAGACUCGGGCCUUGGGUAUGAAAAGAUUGAUGCUUGUCCGAAUAAUUGCAUGUUGUAUUGGGGUGAAUGUUUAAAGAAAGACAAGUGUCAUGUUUGUGGUACAUCGAGGUGGACGAAAACUAAGGAUAGGGGCAACGUUGUAAGUGAUCAAGGUACGGAUACUUGUAAGAAAGGUGUGCCAGCUAAGGUAAUGCGAUAUUUCCCUCUUAUACCGAGAUUAAAAAGAAUCUACAUGUCAUCAGAAACAGCAGAAGAUAUGAGAUGGCAUGAUACAGAGCGAUUGGGUGAAGAUGAUAAGAAGAUUUUAAGGCAUCCUUCAGAUGGCUUAGCAUGGAAGGCAUUUGAUGAGCGUCACAGAGAUUUUGCAUUAGACCCUCGUAGUGUUCGAUUAGGUCUUGCGAGUGAUGAUUCCACGCCUUCUGAUAGAUUUGGGAGCAAGAUUUGCUAUUGUAGCUAUAGAAAAUGGUUACCUGCAGAUCACCCAUAUCGAUGUCAAGGUGACAAGUUUUGUGAGAAGUUUAGAACUAAUGAGUGGGGUAAAGCCCCAUCUCUUCCUAGCGGCACUGAUAUAUUGAGGCAGCAAGAAAAGGUGAAGCAUGUUUACGGAAAGUCGAAGGCACCACCGAAAAAGAGGCAUAGAGGACAUGAUGAUUACGAUGAUGUCCAAGAUGAAAGUGACUUUGGUACCAAGAGAAGCAUAUUCUUUGAUUUGGUGUAUUGGGAGCAUAAUCUUCUAAGGCAUAAUUUAGAUGUGAUGCACAUUGAGAAAAACGUGUCUGAGAAUAUUUUGGGAACUCUUCCUAGUAUUUAUAAGUGUAGAGAUAGUAGGAAUGAUCGAGAAGCCCUUGAAGCAUGGAGAAUAAAGUCUCACCUUUGGCUAAGUACUAAUCCUAACGGAGCUGAAUGCAUGCCUCCUGCUUCCUAUUCUAUGUCUACGAAGGAGAAGGAGAGGUUCCUAAAUGUUUUGCAGAAAAUUAAAGUUCCUGAUGGAUAUUGA
Messenger RNA from Spinacia oleracea (spinach), 1362 nucleotides. RefSeq lists its product as uncharacterized. Bases 1 to 1362 code for a protein of 453 amino acids. Lineage: Eukaryota; Viridiplantae; Streptophyta; Magnoliopsida; Caryophyllales; Amaranthaceae. The transcript is spliced from 2 exons. The record is from RefSeq and is a predicted model, not a curated record.